Zootermopsis nevadensis is the source of this 1183-nucleotide messenger RNA. The record is from RefSeq and is a predicted model, not a curated record. Lineage: Eukaryota; Metazoa; Arthropoda; Insecta; Blattodea; Termopsidae.
GUUCGGAGUGUUGAAUAUCCUAACAUACAUUGUGUUAUGAUGGCUUUGCAUCCCAAUUGGAAAGCUCUUUCAACAGUGGACUUUCCUUGGAAACGAUUUGUUAGGGAAGGCUGUUCACAAACUGAAGAUAAUAUCGAGACAAGAAAGGUAACUGGCAAUUGUCUAACUGGAGAAGAAGCAAAACGUAUCUAUGAAGAAGUUGUGGGUUCAGAUCUUUCUUUUGAAGACAAGCCGACCACAAGCAGAGGACAUGGUGAGGUAACAGGCCACUCUAUUGUAAGGAUAAACAGAUGCCAAGACAGAACAAAGUUAGUGAAUGCUUUGCUGACAGAGGCUCAGAAAAACAAUGUUGCUGGAUUGAAUGCUCUUCUGCCCAGCUCUUACAACAUUAACAUGACGGAUCAGUAUGGAUGGACUCCACUGAUGUCUGCAGCCUAUGCUGGUGCUUUGGAUGUUGUCAAGUUCCUCCUCAACCACAGGGCAGAUGUAAGCCUGAGAGACAAGAGUGGAAACACUUGUCUGUCCCUUGCAAGAAGACAGGGCCACCUUGCAGUGGUGCAGGCAAUCACAGAGGGCCACAAAGAGUCUGGUGUUCAGGGUCAACCAUCUGGAGCUGGGCACUUUGAAUUCUUCUGUGAUUCUUGUAAGCAAACUUUCCGAAACACCAGCAGAGAACAGCAUGCCACCUCAACAAUUCACCUCUUCAGCUGCAGGACACAAACUACUAUACCAACAGUGUACAGCAUUCCAGCGAGCAACAGGGGGUAUCAGAUACUUGUGAAGGGAGGUUGGGACAGGGAGAAAGGGCUGGGCCCUGAAGGAUCAGGGCACAAGUUCCCACUGAAGACAGUGCUGAAACGAGAUAGGGAAGGGCUGGGAGGGCCCAGCCGAGAGAAGCCUCGAGUGACACACUUUAAUCCUCAUUCUCUUAAAUUGAAGCGGACGAGAAGAAAAACAAGUAGCAGGUGCAACAGGGAUGCAGCACUAGCCAGGGAACAGAGGAAGGAACGGGCAUUACGGCGAGAGCUAGGAGACGCGCUCUGAUGUUAUGAGCUGGGACUGCUAGAGAAUCCGCAGCAUAGCUUGGAGUACCUGGAAGAGGUGGAGAGGCUUGGAAAGGAAAUUGUUUCGGACAAGCGGGAAGUGGUAGCACUGGACAGGCGCCGCAAUCUAAACCGAGAAG